UAAUCUUUGGGCCAGCCUGGAAUCUUCCCAUCCUCUGGCCAUGACCUUGUGACCCUGCUUGGAGGUUGUAGUUACAGUUUCAGAAGUGAUCAAUUCCAGUGAGGAUGUCUGUACCAAGGUGAAAGCUCACGCUUCACGACGGGAAAAAUGGCUCCAUUCAGACUCUGGAGAUUCAGAGACAGCAAGAACUGCAGAUGCUGGAGCCAGAGGUAACACAGCGUGGAGCUGGAGAGUAUCAGAGAGGGGAAGUGAAGAAGGGUGUUCCUAAUGACUGGAGAUUGCAGAACCAAAGGUCACAGACUAAGGAUACACAGUAGAACGAAGAUGAGGAGAAAUGUCUUCGCCAAGAGAAUGGACACAAUCAUCGCCUUGGAAGCUUCAUCACGAUACUACUUUGCAUUUCUGAAGAGGGAAGAAGAAAUCAACAUGAAAAUUCAAUUCCAUGGUUUUGGAAGUCCCAUUGAGAACACGAUUCAUUUGCGCCGGCAUAAUGCUCUGACCGAGAAAGAAUUGAAGAUUCUGAUGUCGGUAACUGGAAAGCCUCCAUUGUUGGAGGACGAGAAGCCGUAUCCAAUUGAAGCAGCACAGGCUUCUGCGAUGACUGUGGAAACCACUGCUUAUGCCUUGCUUCAAGCAUUGUCAAGGAAUGAUAUUGACUAUGCAACACGGAUUGCGAGGUGGCCAACGAUGCAACAGAACUAUGGUGGUGGAUUUCACUCGACGCAGAAAUGCAAUGUGCAAAUUCAAUUCCUUGGUUUUGGAAGUCCCAUUGAGAACACGAUUCAUUUGCGCCGGCAAAAUGCUCUGACCGAGAAAGAAUUGAAGGACCACGCUGAGUGUUGUUAUCCCGAUAGUUCUUUCAUAUCAGUCCAUGUGUAUUCCUGGGCGAACGUGCUCGUGUGGUCUCAGGAGUUGCGGAGGUCACGGCUCUGGGACAGCUGUUUCCUCGCCCUAUGCUGCAGAACCUACCCCGGAAGAGAGAGCCCAGAGAAUUGCCAAAGCUGUCCGCAAACAGUCAACAGAAGUGAAGGAAAAUUGGGAGCAAUUGAAAACCCGUGCGAGCAACUGGCAGAAACAGGUGGAAAAGGCGUUGGAGAAACUUUAAGAACUGCAGAAAGCUCUGGAUGAUCUUGAG
Messenger RNA from Stegostoma tigrinum, 1135 nucleotides. RefSeq lists its product as uncharacterized. The coding region runs from base 268 to 1128 and encodes 286 amino acids. The record is from RefSeq and is a predicted model, not a curated record. Lineage: Eukaryota; Metazoa; Chordata; Chondrichthyes; Orectolobiformes; Stegostomatidae. The transcript is spliced from 7 exons.